UGAAGGCUCUCGGCUGUGCGUUCAGUGUUUAUAUGAAACAUUGUGCGGGGCAUCGGCGGGUCUGUCCCGCACUGAAUUUAUGCUUGCCUCCUCGAUGACGGAUCUGGUCUUGGGGCGAUUAUUUAGGAAACGACAUGGCCAGUCAUAGACUCGGCAAUCAUCAAUCAUCGUCUUGAUCCCGAUUGGAGUCAUGCAUCCUCAUCCAGCCGCAGUCCAUUUCCCCAUUGCCUUCCUUUCCCUUGCAUGCGGAUUAGAUCUGCUGCAAGUCUUCAGCGGAAAUUACAAUGUCGUCAACGUGAAGCAAUGGGCAUCUGCGCAAGAAAUCAUGAAGGCCGCCCAUUACGCACAAAUUUUGGGAUUGAUCGCCGCAAUUCCCGCAAUUGCGACCGGAUUUAGGGACAGUAUCAACAGUCUCUGGGGGCAAAGUCUCUACGAUAAACAGACCAAGCAGCUGAGACCAAAGAUAAAGAUACUUGCGAUACACACAGCCGUGACGAUUAUCGCAACACUAGGACACCUGGGCAUCUUCUACAACCGGGAGCGCGUACAAUCAACAUGGGCAUCUUUGGGCCAGCUUGAUCCCCGAAUCGUCGCGUUGGAGGCUAUCUUCUGUGGGCUAAUGUUCUUCGGCGCAGGUCUCGGUGGAAAGUUGGCGUUCCAGUUUGGAAUGUGUGCCGGUGUCCAGCAAAAGAAGAACAAAUCGCAAUGAGCAGCCUUUGUGUCGCACAUCGCCAUGGAACUAUAUUCGAUAAUAGAUUACAAAAUAGCUCCGCAUCACCGCCGCAGCUUAGCAAGUUUGAACACAGCAUAGAAUAUUUUGUGCUAUGGAUGCUCAUC
Dissoconium aciculare CBS 342.82 is the source of this 837-nucleotide messenger RNA. RefSeq lists its product as uncharacterized. The record is from RefSeq and is a predicted model, not a curated record. NCBI's taxonomy places the organism in Eukaryota, Fungi, Ascomycota, Dothideomycetes, Mycosphaerellales, Dissoconiaceae. Bases 191 to 709 code for a protein of 172 amino acids. The transcript has 2 exons.